AUGGAAAACAGCUUUGACCAAUGGAAAGCUGAGGGAUCUACCGAAGGUAAUGAAAAUGCAAGUCUUGAUGAGUUAAAGGAUUUGCCAAUUUCUUCUUUAGAUAUUUCUAUUCCUAAUGCCUCUAUUUUGCCAGAGAACUUGUUCUUAGAUAUGAAUUUAAAGAGAUAUAGAAUAUUUAUUGGAGAAGAUUGGCAAUGGUAUGGCAAUUAUGGAACUUCAAAGACAUUGAAACUUGAGCUAAAGGGCAAUAUCCAUCUGAAGCCUGGGAUUCGAAAGUUAUUGGAAGGAGUAGAAGAUUUGCAUUUGCAUGGAUCUAAUGGGCUUGAAAGUGUUCUUUACAAUAGAUUUCCACAUUUAAGGCAUCUUCAGAUUGAAAGUAAUGAUGAUAUCGAGUGUAUUAUUUUGAGCUCAAUACAUCAUGAAGUUACCCUACCAAUCCUUGAAACUUUGAAGCUCGAAAAGAUGAAUGGGCUGAAGAAAUUAUGUGAAGGACCAAUUGCAACCACUUUCCGAAACCUAAAAGUAAUCAAAGUGAGCUAUUGUCACCAUUUGAAGUGGAUUUUCUCAGCUUCUAUGGUUGGAUUAUUUUCGCAGCUUGUUGAGAUUGAAAUUGAAGAAUGCAACUCCGUCAUAGAGAUUGUGACGUCUGCUAUUGAAAAUUCACUUGAUCAGCAAAGGUUAGCAGCUAAUGAUGUCAUUGUUUUUGACAAGUUACACAUUUUGAAGAUGAAAUCAUUGCCAGCUCUUGCAAAUUUUUUCAUCAAGGAGAGAACAACAAAUAAUGAUUGCAAUAAAACAUUGAAAUUACUUUUCAACAAUAAGGUGUUAUUUCCAAUGUUGAAGCUAUUGAAAUUAUCAAAUUUAAACAAUUUGAUUUCAUCUAUAUGGGAUGAUCGACUUCCAAACAACUCUUUUAGCAACUUGAGAAAACUUCUUGUGUGGGAUUGUGGCUUUGUGAAACUAAUUCCCUUCCAAGUGCUAAAAUCCUUGAGCAACCUUGAAGAACUGGAAGUGAAGCUCUGUAAGGAGUUGGAAAUGGUGUUUGAUUUAGAAGAUUUGAAUAGUUAUGAAGAGACACCUCAGUCAUCAUCAGUGGAUGUGCCAUUGAAAAGGUUAGAGCUAUGGAGUUUGCCAAAAUUGAAGAAUGUGUGGAGCAAUAACCACAACAAAGGAAAUGCCUCCUUCCAAAGUCUAAGGCAGGUUGAAGUUUCUAAUUGUGGAAGCCUCACGAGUGUGUUUCCUGCAUCUAUAGCCAAAGGCAUGCUUCAACAUCUUGAACAGCUUGAAAUACGGGAAUGCAAUAUAGAAGUAAUUGUUGCAAAGGAUCAAGUUUCAGAGUCUGCUACUCCUGCAUUUGUAUUUUCUAGGCUGACUUCUCUUUACCUUCGUUCCCUUACAAGUUUGAGGAAUUUCUAUCCACAAAGGCACAAAUUAGAAUGGCCCCACUUUCAAAAAUUAUAUAUUAUAAAAUGUGAUGCAUUAGAAAUAUUUGAAAAAACAGUCUCAAGUUCAUCAGAAAUACUUGAGGAAGGGAGCACACUAGGCUUGCAAUAUCCUCUAUUCUCUCAUGACAAGGUUUUUCCCAAUCUGGAGGACUUGCGAUUGGAUAUAAAAGUAGUAGACAUAAUGGAGAGUGGGCAGUUUGCAAUGCACCACUUUCCCAAAGUAAAAAUCCUUCCUCUAUUUGCUGAAAAUGUAACAACUUUGCCGGGCGAAUCAUUAUUGAGCAGCUUCCCAAGUUUAGAGUGUCUCAUACUAGGGGAUGAGUUUGGCGUCACUAUUUGGGGUAGUGAUCUUUUUCGAGGGGAUGGUGUUGCUACGCUUUUGCUGCUCCCUUUCUAAAAGUGGCUCUUCUCGGUAUUUCCAAUAAGAAAGGCAUGGGACCAUCCAUCUUUUCUCAAACAAUUGUCACACAUCUCGACGUGAAAUUGUGUUAUCAAUUGACCGCUUUGCUAACGUCAUCAGCAGCUCGAAGCUUGGUCCAUCUCACAUGCCUCACAAUUGAUUGGUGCUAUCAAAUAGAGGAAAUAAUAACAAAGGAAGAGGGAGAGGAUGACCAGGAUCAUGAGAUCAUUUUUAGCAAAUUACAGCAUUUGGAACUUAUUAACUGUCCAAGAUUGAAGAGCUUUUGUGGCCAUAAUUAUACCUUCAAGUUUCCAUUGUUGGAAAAUGUCACCAUAAGAGAUUGUCCUCACCUCACAAUGGUUCUGUGGAGGUGCCAUACAUGCUCUGUGCCUUAAAAGCAUUAAAGUGACAGACAAUCCAGGUGAAAAUAUUUGGAUGAGCGAUCUUAACAACACCAUCCAACAUCUCUUUACUUCUCAACAGGUAAUUGCCACAAUUGAAAGCAUGGCGUUAAAUUCAACAAAUAUCUCAACAAUAACAGAUGUCUUUCCUAAAGUGAGCAGUCUUUACGUAGAAAACUUUGUCAAUGAGGGGGCAGCCUUUCCUUAUAACUCCCUUGAAAGACUUCCAAAGCUAUCUUUUCUUUAUGUGGAGCAUAGUUCCUUUGAGGAGAUAUUCCCAUCACAAGACCAGAUUACUGAUCAGAUGAGAAAAGUUCCGCCAUUCAAGGGAUUAAAAUUGGCCUAUUUGGAUCAGCUCAAGAGCAUAUGGAAGGAUGAUUCUCAACUUCCACUAAUUCAUCAAGAUCUAGAAAGCCUCACAGUCAAAAGUUGUUGUAGCUUGAUUGAGUUGGCACCAUCCUCUGUUUCAUUUCAAAAUUUGAGCUGGCUGAAUGUUUUUACAUGUCAUCAACUUAGCUAUUUAGUAACAAGUUCAUCUGCCAAAAGCCUGGUAAAUCUUCAAUGGUUGGAGAUAAAUGACUGCAAAAAAAUGGAGGAAAUAAUAAAGAAUGAGACAAAUGAUGAUGUGGAAGGUGGAAUCUCAUUCAAUCGUUUAUCUGGAAUCAUGCUUAUUGAUAUGCCAAGCUUGAAAAUGUUUUCUCCACAAAGUAUCCCGAUUGAAUUCCCAAAACUAAAUAGUAUAGAAAUAACUGGAUCGUUCAAAUGAAGAAGUUUUGUGGAGGAGUGGAAGCACCAGAGUUCUUUAAAUUGAAAGUAGAAGAGCAUGAUAUGGAAUGGAAGGAUAAAGCUAGAGACCUUAACAAGACAAUAGAAAUGCUAUUGUCAGCAAAGGAUGGCGUUAAUAUAUAGAAAUGGUGCAGGUCUAUUGUUGGUGAUGUUGAUACUAGCUUGAUUGAGAAUGUGGACAGAUGUUUGUGCGUUGAUGCUUUUGUUGAAUUAUCAGAUUAUACAUUUCAGUUGCGUUGUGUUAAACUUUGAUAUAUUGAGCUCUGUUUUUAUCAUAAACAAUAGUCCUACCAAUAAAUUAAGGGAUGAAAGACUCUGCCUUGGUCAAAAUGUUGCCCUUAAUACGUGGUUUGUUCGUGCUUUAUCAAGACUCAAAUGUGUGCAAGACUCUCUUGUGGUUGUGAAGUUUUUAUUCAACAAUUGUCUGGUUUGCUUAA
Molecule: messenger RNA, 3469 nt
Organism: Prosopis cineraria
Lineage: Eukaryota; Viridiplantae; Streptophyta; Magnoliopsida; Fabales; Fabaceae
Exons: 6
Coding region: 1-1842 (613 amino acids)
Source: RefSeq, a predicted model, not a curated record